Carlito syrichta (Philippine tarsier) is the source of this 1728-nucleotide messenger RNA. RefSeq names its product trimethyllysine hydroxylase, epsilon (gene TMLHE). Gene Ontology annotation, cellular component: mitochondrion. The transcript is spliced from 8 exons. Gene Ontology annotation, biological process: carnitine biosynthetic process. The record is from RefSeq and is a predicted model, not a curated record. The coding region runs from base 155 to 1420 and encodes 421 amino acids. Lineage: Eukaryota; Metazoa; Chordata; Mammalia; Primates; Tarsiidae. Gene Ontology annotation, molecular function: trimethyllysine dioxygenase activity; iron ion binding.
CUCCGCCGGCCUGAGCGGUCUGGGGGAGGGGAGAGCGGGGCCGACAGUUUCGGGGUCAAACAGCAAAACACGGGUGAAAGGCUGGCUCCGAGACCAUCCUUGCUUGGAAUUUCGCUCACUCUGCGGAGUUGAGAGUCACGACCUCCAGCACAGGAUGUGGUACCACAGGUUGUCCUACUUAAAAAGCAGGCUUCAGGACUUGCUGAAGGGAGGAGUCAUAUGUCAGGCCCUUCAAUGGCCCAGCAUCAAAAGCUUACUUCCUUUACCUGUCCAUUGGAACCAUACUGCCUCCAACACUGUGAAUUGUGCUUGGCAGCAACAUGAAGACCAUUUUGAACUGCAAUAUGCUAACACUGUGAUGCGCUUUGAUUAUGUCUGGCUUCGAGACCACUGCCGCUCAGCAUCUUGCUACAACUCUAAGACUCACCAGCGCAGCCUGGACACUGCCAGUGUAGACCUGUGUAUCAAGCCAAAGACCAUUCAUCUGGAUGAGACCACACUCUUUUUUACUUGGUCAGAUGGUCAUGUGACUAGAUAUGAUUUGAAGUGGCUGGUGAAAAACAGCUAUGAAGGGCAGAAACAAAAGGUCAUUCAGCCUAGAAUAUUAUGGAAUGCUGAAAUCUACCAGCAAGCCCAAGUUCCAUCUGUAGAUUUCCAGAGCUUCUUAGAAACCAAUGAGGGACUGAAGAAGUUUUUGCAAAACUUUCUGCUGUAUGGAAUUGCAUUUGUAGAAAAUGUCCCUCCCACUCAAGAGCACACACAGAAGUUGGCAGAAAGGAUCAGCUUGAUCAGAGAAACCAUCUAUGGAAGGAUGUGGUAUUUCACUUCAGACUUCUCCAGAGGUGACACUGCAUACACCAAGCUAGCUCUGGAUCGACACACUGACACUACCUAUUUUCAAGAGCCUUGUGGCAUUCAAGUGUUUCACUGUCUUAAACAUGAAGGAACAGGUGGCAGGACACUGCUAGUAGAUGGAUUCUAUGCAGCAGAACAGGUACUUCAAAAAGCUCCUGAGGAAUUUGAACUCCUCAGCAAAGUGCCAUUGAAGCAUGAAUAUAUUGAAGAUACUGGACAAUGUCGCAACCACAUGAUAGGGAUUGGACCAGUCUUAAAUAUAUACCCAUGGAACAAAGAGCUGUAUCUGAUCAGGUACAACAACUACGACCGGGCUGUCAUCAAUACCAUACCUUAUGAUGUCGUCCAUCGUUGGUAUAGAGCACACCGAACUCUAACAGCAGAGUUGAGGAGACCUGAGAAUGAGUUUUGGGUCAAACUAAAGCCUGGCAGGGUCCUAUUUAUAGACAACUGGCGUGUCCUACAUGGCAGGGAGUGCUUCACUGGCUACCGCCAACUCUGUGGCUGCUAUUUAACAAGAGAUGAUGUAUUAAACACGGCUCGUCUCUUGGGGCUUCAGGCUUAAAAUUGACAACAUCAGAAUUAUGAAUACACCUGGCACCUUGGCUACCAGAAUCUCACAUCAGCAGAAUGAUACUGUGUCAAAACCUACUUCAGAUUGUCUCCUUACCCAUCCCACAAAACAGAAGCAGUCCUUUUCUCUAGUGGAGGAAACCUGUUGGAGAAGGGGCCUCUGUCUGAUGUCAGCCAUCUCUAGUAGGGUAGCUCUCUUCCCUCACGUUAUAAUAUGAGCCCGCUUGUUUUUUUAAAAAACCUUUUGCUAUAAUUUUGGUCAAUUUACUUCAGGAAUAUAGUCUCUAGAUUGAUAGGAAA